CUCUGAAGGAGAUGGAGAUCCACCUCACACAAAAAACAACUAAGCGUUCGAAAAUCCAAUCAACUGAGACUCUUUCAAGUUCCCGAAUCCUUGAUACAAGAAGAAAUCAGGAAGAAUGUCGAGCACUGCUGGUCAGGUUAUUCGCUGCAGAGCUGCGGUAGCAUGGGAAGCUGGGAAGCCAUUAGUGAUUGAAGAAGUGGAGGUGGCACCGCCACAGGCAAAUGAGGUUCGUCUGAAGAUCCUCUUCACCUCCCUCUGCCAUACCGAUGUCUACUUCUGGGAAGCCAAGGGGCAAAAUCCUCUGUUUCCUCGGAUCUAUGGCCAUGAGGCAGGAGGGAUUGUCGAGAGCGUCGGAGAGGGUGUGACGGAUCUUGCACCAGGAGACCAUGUCCUCCCGGUGUUCACCGGAGAAUGCAAAGAAUGCUCUCACUGUAAGUCCGAAGAGAGCAACAUGUGCAACCUCCUCAGGAUAAACACGGACAGGGGUGUGAUGCUUAAUGAUGGCCAGUCCAGGUUCUCCAUUAAUGGAAAGCCCAUUUACCAUUUUGUGGGCACCUCCACUUUCAGUGAAUACACAGUCGUUCAUGUCGGCUGUCUUGCCAAGAUCAAUCCUUUGGCCCCUCUGGACAAAGUUUGUGUUCUCAGCUGCGGUAUCUCCACAGGUCUUGGUGCCACCUUGAAUGUUGCAAAACCUCCAAAGGGUUCAACUGUGGCUGUCUUCGGAUUGGGAGCUGUAGGACUUGCUGCUGCAGAAGGAGCCAGGAUUGCUGGGGCAUCCAGAAUCAUUGGUGUUGAUGUGAACUCUAAGAGGUUUGAGGAAGCUAGGAAGUUUGGGUGUACCGAGUUUGUGAACCCGAAAGAUCACAAAAAACCAGUUCAAGAGGUGAUUGCUGAAAUAACUGAUGGAGGGGUGGACCGGAGUAUCGAAUGUACGGGAAACAUCGAUGCCAUGAUCUCUGCUUUUGAAUGUGUUCAUGAUGGUUGGGGUGUUGCUGUUCUUGUGGGUGUACCUCACAAAGAUGCUGUGUUCAAAACCCACCCCAUGAAUCUAUUGAAUGAAAGAACUCUCAAGGGUACCUUCUUUGGCAACUAUAAGCCUCGCUCUGAUCUUCCCUCUGUUGUGGAAAAAUACAUGAACAAGGAACUUGAGCUUGAGAAGUUCAUCACCCACCAAGUUCCAUUCUCAGAGAUAAACAAGGCUUUUGAGUACAUGCUGAAAGGCGAAGGCCUCCGAUGCAUCAUCCACAUGGAAGGCUAGAAUGGGAUGGAUGUUUGCUUUCAGAUCAAGUGAUUUCGAGUCCAAGUGAUACUAAAAUUACAUUAUGGGUUUUGGGUGUUUCUGAUAGAUGUUUAUGCCAUAUUUUGUGAACAAAGAGUCAUGUUUUCUUUUCUUAUGUUUAUUUAAUUUUGUAUUUGCAUGGAGAAGGAAAUGUAAAAUGUCUUGUUUUCUUUCUGAUAUGUGAAUAUCAGUCGUUCAGUUUAUGUUAACUCCUGUUGGGAGUAUAUAAUGAGAGUAGAGAAAUAAAAUCUUGACCUGCCCCAUCAAAUCUAGAA
Nelumbo nucifera (sacred lotus) is the source of this 1554-nucleotide messenger RNA. Its product is annotated as alcohol dehydrogenase. Gene Ontology annotation, biological process: formaldehyde catabolic process. Gene Ontology annotation, cellular component: cytosol. The record is from RefSeq and is a predicted model, not a curated record. Gene Ontology annotation, molecular function: alcohol dehydrogenase (NAD+) activity; S-(hydroxymethyl)glutathione dehydrogenase [NAD(P)+] activity; zinc ion binding. Lineage: Eukaryota; Viridiplantae; Streptophyta; Magnoliopsida; Proteales; Nelumbonaceae.